Messenger RNA from Aspergillus oryzae RIB40, 453 nucleotides. RefSeq lists its product as uncharacterized. The transcript is spliced from 3 exons. Bases 1 to 453 code for a protein of 150 amino acids. NCBI's taxonomy places the organism in Eukaryota, Fungi, Ascomycota, Eurotiomycetes, Eurotiales, Aspergillaceae. The record is from RefSeq and is a predicted model, not a curated record.
AUGUCUCUAAGAUUACUUUGCCGCCUUGGUGGGCCAACGGGCACAUAUUGUCAAGUGUUUAAAAUGGUUCUGUCACCGAUUACUUCCAGCAGGCCUUCGGGAACGAAUUUGGUAACGUUUCUUCAACCAGGCCUCCUCACCCUCAAAAACCAUAAAUACAAUAUGAAGUUUACUGCUGCCCUCGCCCUCCUCCCUCUCGCCGCCUCCGCGUGGGAAGUCACCACGGGGUACUGGAAGAGCUCCGAGACCGAUGUUUGCGCAAAGACUUUCUUGCCCAAAGGCUUCCAUGUUACCAUCAACGACCUUCUUCCCGGCCAGAAAGUUUUCUUCUUCUCGGAUGAUGAAUGCGAGGACCUGGAGUUCUCGGUCCACGAGGUGGGCACCGUGAAGCUCGAGAGUCGGGUGAAGAGCUUCACUGUACUCGACUUUGAGCAAAAGCAGGACUUGAAAUAA